CCUUAAUCUGCGACCGACACGACCAUUAUCGGUUGUCCAAUAAAUCCAACGGCCCAAAUUCCAAAAAUGGGCAUAGUCUUAUCUUCCCAAAGGAAUAGAGAGAGAGAGAGAGAGAGAGAGAGACAGAGAGAGGCAGAUGGGGGUUGUGAUAAUCGACGGAUCAACGGUGAGAGACUUCGUGAACGAUGAGGCGCAGUUCAAGAAGAACGUGGACGAGCAGUUCGGGGCGCUGGACCUGAACAAAGACGGGGUUCUCUCGCGCGGGGAGCUCCGCAAGGCCUUCGAGUCGUUAAGGCUGAUCGAGACCCACUUCGGCAUCGACGUGGCGACGCCGCCGGAGCAGCUGACGCAGCUCUACGACUCCAUCUUCGAGGGCUUCGACUGCGACAAGAGCGGUACUGUGGAUCUGGAGGAGUUCAGGGGGGAGAUGAAGAAGAUCAUGAUGGCCAUUGCUGAAGGGCUGGGGACUUGUCCUAUUCAGAUGGCUCUCGAUGAUCAGAGUUUGCUCCAAAGAGCUGCGGAUCUCGAGGCCUCCAAGGCCUCUAAGGCCUCUAAAGCCUCCUCCUCUUGAAUGAAUACUCAUGGCUAUGCCAUAUAUGUUUAUGCUGCUUCUGUUUCUGGAUAUUAAAGUUGUUUCUUUUUUUUGCUCAUCUUCCUAUCGUAAUAUUCUAAAUCAUUAAUU
Molecule: messenger RNA, 682 nt
Organism: Alnus glutinosa
Lineage: Eukaryota; Viridiplantae; Streptophyta; Magnoliopsida; Fagales; Betulaceae
Exons: 1
Coding region: 137-571 (144 amino acids)
Molecular function (GO): calcium ion binding
Source: RefSeq, a predicted model, not a curated record